AUGCCCAGUCGGGAUCUCACCGUGGUCCGAAUCCCACUCAAAAGAGCCAAGCAUCAUUUCGGAGUUGCCUCGUUGAGAGGCCAACGCUCGUACAACGAGGACACAAAUCAGGCUGGCACCAUCAGCAUGCCAGCUUUUGCCAAGCGGGCUCCCAUCAGUCUUCAGAGAAGGCCGAUUCAGAAACCCAACGAGGCAACAUCCGCCGACAGCGCACUCGGCGACCCUCAGGUUUUCUACUUUGGCAUCUUUGACGGCCAUGGCGGGACCCAGUGUGCCGAGUUCCUGCGGGACGAAUUGCAUGGUUACAUCGAGCAAGCCUCUGCAGACUUUGGGCUUCAGAGCAGCCUGAAGACGGGCCAACAAGAGACUGGUCGCAAAGACGAGGAUCUUGGAAGAUCCGAAGAGCUCUUCAUGAAAACUAAAGAGGAUGUCAAGGAUGAGAUACUGGUGCCCAAGCAAGACAAACAUGGCGUUUUGAAAAACCCCGAGAGAAAGGAGCCUCUCAAAGGAGUCGAUCCAGUCUCGGCGAGGGUAGAUGACAUCCCCAAGGCUGUCAAGCUGACGAGAGACCUGGUGGAUGAGUACCGGCAGACCGUUGGUGGGUACUUUAGGCGUUUCAAUCCCGAGUACUUCAAGCUCUUGGAAGACAAAGAGGGCAACAAUGACGAGCCUCGAGUCACGGUGGAGUCGGUUCUCAUGUACGCCUUUCUGAGAGCAGACUUGGACUUCGUUUCCGCCCAGGCUCGCAAGCCCGACCCCGACGACCCGCACGCGGGCGACCGUCCUGUAAACAGCGACGAAAUCCUCGGGGUGCCGCAUAAACCACCAUCAGGGCAUGGCAUCGGGGGUCUUUCACGCUUCAAGGGUGGAUCGACGGCGUCCAUCGCGCUCAUCUCGACGCCCACCCCGGCGCCCUUCUGGCAUCCCAAUGCGCAAUCGACCUUGAUAGUUGCGCAUGUCGGUGACACACGCAUCCUCCUCUGCCAAACAACCACCGGUCUUGCGCAGCCUCUUACAUCGGACCACCAUCCAACCACGCCCACCGAAAGCCGCCGCCUUCGGCGAUACGCGCCGGCUGGAUCCAUGGUUUCGGCGGACAGCUUCGGCGAAGACCGCAUCGCGGGACUCGCUAACAGUCGGGCGUUCGGCGACAUGCGGAGCAAGCGCAUCGGCGUGUCGGCCGAGCCGGAAAUCACCCGCGUCGAGAUCGGCCCGGCCGAGUACUCGUUCCUGGUUCUCAUGAGCGACGGCAUCUCGGGCACGCUCAGCGACCAGGAGAUUGUCGACGUGAUCAAGGAGGCCAGGACGCCCGAGGAGGGUGCCAAGGACGUGGUCAACUAUGCCACCGAGGUCUCCUACGACGGCGACAACGCUACGUGUCUGGUCGUCAGGCUGGGUGGCUGGGAGCGCCGGUCCGAGGGCGGCGUCGGUAGUCUCGGGACCAGGGAGAUUCGCGACAAGAGGAGGGCCGAGGCGUUGGAUCCCCGGCGAGGUAAGCAGUAA
Molecule: messenger RNA, 1503 nt
Organism: Colletotrichum navitas
Lineage: Eukaryota; Fungi; Ascomycota; Sordariomycetes; Glomerellales; Glomerellaceae
Product: protein phosphatase 2C
Exons: 1
Coding region: 1-1503 (500 amino acids)
Biological process (GO): protein dephosphorylation
Cellular component (GO): mitochondrion
Molecular function (GO): cation binding; [pyruvate dehydrogenase (acetyl-transferring)]-phosphatase activity
Source: RefSeq, a predicted model, not a curated record